Messenger RNA from Lutzomyia longipalpis, 1281 nucleotides. Its product is annotated as cyclin-J-like. Gene Ontology annotation, molecular function: cyclin-dependent protein serine/threonine kinase regulator activity. The record is from RefSeq and is a predicted model, not a curated record. Lineage: Eukaryota; Metazoa; Arthropoda; Insecta; Diptera; Psychodidae. Bases 101 to 1171 code for a protein of 356 amino acids. Gene Ontology annotation, cellular component: nucleus; cytoplasm; cyclin-dependent protein kinase holoenzyme complex. Gene Ontology annotation, biological process: regulation of cyclin-dependent protein serine/threonine kinase activity; mitotic cell cycle phase transition. The transcript has 2 exons.
CAAAAAAAAGUGACAGAUAACGGUUUUUCGCAGCUGAGGCAAUGUUUUAUUUUGCAUUAUUUUUGUAAAAUUAAAAUUUGAGUAAAUUAAAAGCAGAUAAAUGUGGCGUACUCCGCGUAGUUCCGUUCCAGUGAGUGGGAGACACGUACGCAGGAAGUUCAGAAAGUACGAUGCCCUCGUAAAUUCCCUGAAAUCAUCCACGAAAAAAACUGAUGGUGCAAGGAAGCAGAAGAAAGUUAUCAAUUUUCUGGCAAUUCAAGAGGUCCAUAAUUUGAAAAACUUUUGGAACAUUGACUACGAGAGGGAUUUCUUUGAAGCACUGAAGGGAGCCGAGAUGAGAAAUCGUCCGGAUAUUGAAUUGCCGGAUUUCUCGGAUAUGCCCAAUCUGAAGGAGCUGCGAUCAUGUUUGCUGUUGCUACAGAAGCACAUAGCACAGCAUGAGAGUAUGAGUCGGAAUGCCCUCCAUUUGGGCGUUUACUUGUUUGACAUUUUCAUCAGCACCGUUAAUGCUUCCGUUGUGAAUAUGUACUUUGUGGCCGGAGUUUGCCUCUUUCUGGCCUCCAAGCUUGAGGACACAGACAGCCUGGCAUCCACAAUUAGUACCUUUGACACAUAUUUGAAUCUCAAGGAACCCACACGGCAUGUGGACUACAUCAAGACGGAAUUCAAUCUCAUGAAGAUGAUGGAUUUCAAGCUAACAAUCCCAACUGCCGUCACAUUUGUGGAUUACUUCAUUUGUGCCGUUGUCUCUCCGCAAGAUUUCACCGCGGACAAUGCUGGAAUUUUUGGUACCUAUGAGGCAUUCCUCGAAAAUGCCCAUAUGUCCGUUCUGAAUCUCCUCGAUGGCACUCUGGAUGACCCAGCGCUCGUUCAGGAAGUCCCAUCGAAAGUUGCAGCAGCGUGUAUACUCAUUACACGCACAAAUCUCCGCCUCUGCUCUGUGUGGCCAGAGAAACUCGUCGAAAUGACAAGGUACUCAGUGUCUGAGAUUGUCCUUUGUGCAUCGAGAGUCGUGAAUGCCAAUGAAAAAUCCAACCCUCUGCGGAAGCCGGAAUUUUACUCCCCAGAUUCCGGCUAUAGCACCACCAUGGCCAGUUCUCCGGCAGAUGAUAGCGAUCUCUCCCUCGAAUCCGAUGAUUCUCGCGAUGAAUCAAUGUCUGUGGAUGAAUAAAUCAACCACUCAUCCCAUCGAAUUAAAUAUUAAAUACAAAUUUCAGUGAAGUUGAUCCUUUUGAUGAGGAAAUUAUUAAAGAAAAGAAUUUUUCUUGAUAAAAAUCAAAA